AUGGAAGUUAAAAACAAAUCAGUUGUUUUGGAUAUUUUUCUACGUGGCCUCACAGAUGAUACAGAGCUGCAGCCACUCAUCUUUGUUUUUUUUCUAUGCAUGUACUUGAUUACCAUUUCUGGAAAUCUUCUUAUAAUGUUGGCCAUCAACUGUGACCGCCAUCUUCACACCCCCAUGUACUUCUUUCUCUGUCAUCUGUCUUUUAAUGACAUAUAUUUAAUCAGCAUCACAGUCCCAAAGAUGUUGGUGAACAUACAAACACAGGAUCAGAGGAUCACUUAUGCAGGCUGCCUCAGCCAGGUCUGCUUUGUUGUAGUUUGUACCAUUUUUGAAUGUUUUCUCCUUGGAGUAAUGGCCUAUGACCGUUACAUAGCCAUUUGUAAUCCUCUACGCUAUACAGUUCUCAUGAACCCCUGCUUCUGUAUUAUUCUGGUUCUUAUCUCUCUAACCAUUAGUAUUGUAAAUGGGCUUGUGCAUAGUCUGAUGGUACUGCACUUGUCCUUCUGCACAGACCUGGAAAUCCUCCACUUCUUCUGUGAAAUUGCACAAGUCCUCAAGCUUGCCUGUUCUGACAGCCUCAUCAACAACAUCUUGAUAUUUGUUUCAGCUUCUAUUUUUGCUGGUGUUCCUCUCUAUGGAAUAAUUUUUUCUUAUACUCACAUUGUGUUUACAGUAUUGAAAAUGCCAUCAUCAGAAGGAAAGUACAAAGCCUUUUCCACUUGUGGGUCUCAUUUGUUGGUUGUUGCCUUGUUCUAUGGAACAGGUUUUGGUGUAUACAUUAUCUCAAAUGUAAUUGAUUCACCAAAGAAGAUCGCUGUGGCUUCAGUGAUGUAUUCAAUAAUUCCUCCAAUGAUGAAUCCUUUUGUUUAUAGUUUGAGAAACAAAGAUAUGAAGGAGGCCCUGAAGAAAGUUGUUGGUAGGAUAGCCUCUCUUCUGUGA
Messenger RNA from Rattus norvegicus (Norway rat), 939 nucleotides. It is a transcript of the gene Or7g18, whose product is annotated as olfactory receptor family 7 subfamily G member 18. Gene Ontology annotation, biological process: G protein-coupled receptor signaling pathway; signal transduction; detection of chemical stimulus involved in sensory perception of smell. The transcript has a single exon. The record is from RefSeq and is marked reviewed. Gene Ontology annotation, molecular function: G protein-coupled receptor activity; olfactory receptor activity. Lineage: Eukaryota; Metazoa; Chordata; Mammalia; Rodentia; Muridae. Gene Ontology annotation, cellular component: membrane; plasma membrane. Bases 1 to 939 code for a protein of 312 amino acids.